ACAGCAGUUCAUAGAUCAUGGGAGGGGAGAGGGCGUGAGAACCAGCCGCGUGUUGAGCAGAUUAGACCACAGGGAGAAAGUGCCGGGUUCUCAGAGAGAGAGAGGAGCGGGAGCGAACGCACCGAGCCCCGGCACAAUGUCCAGGGAUUCUCCGCUGGCCGCGCACCAGAGCCGGACCUACUGCACCCUAGUCCGAGAUGCUUCAGUACCUACCCCAGCGGGAGCACACACUCACCUGAUCCGGGCUGGGAGCGCUGAAAGGCGGCACAGGAUCCCGAUCGAACCGCAGGGAGAGACGGAGGGCGAUAGAAACUUCUUCCGGGCAGACUUGUGGCAGAGGUCUGGCUCUGACCAGCUCAGUAUGACUCGUGACACUUUCCGCCAAUACCUGCAACAACGCCCUGACCAGACAGUGCUGAUUCUACACGCGAAGGUUGCUCAGAAAUCAUAUGGAAACGAAAAGAGGUUUUUCUGUCCACCACCAUCUGUCUAUCUAACUGGUCCAGGAUGGAGACUCAAACAUGAGCAACUGAAAUUGUGUGGUCUCAACGAAUCCAGCUGUAGACUCUGUGGGUACAUGGGGUUGGAUGGCAUUACCAACAGUCAAGAAGCUGCAAUGAAGAUCAACUUUGAAGAACAGCCCGACUCCAAGAAAUUCGGUUGUGCUAAAGCGUUGUACAUAUCUGACGCUGACAAACGCAAACACUUUCGGAUUGUUUUCAGUCUCUUCCUUGGAACUGGCCAAGAGGUUGGCACCUUCUACAGUAAAUUCAUCAAGGUUAUUUCAAAGCCAUCCCAGAAGAAGCACUCUAUUAAGAAUGCAGACUUAUGUAUCCCUUCAGGCUCCAAGGUGGCUUUGUUCAAUCGUCUGCGAUCUCAAACAGUCAGUACACGGUACCUGUGUGUGGAAGGAGAGGAGUUCAUUGCUAGUGCCAGGCAAUGGGCAGCAUUCACGCUGCAUCUGGCAGAGAACGACCAAUGUCCAAGAGGUGAAUUCUGUCCUGGGGAUGGAUACAUCCGAUAUGGAUCAGCUGUCAAAUUAGUAUGCACUACAUCAGGAGUGUCCUUACCAAGCAUGAUCAUUCGGAAGGUGAAUAAGCAGUAUGCAGUGCUGGAUGUGGAUGAACCUGUCUCUCAACUUCACAAAUGUGCCUUUCACAUCAAGGACACCAACAGGAUGUAUCUGUGUCUCUCCAAUGAGAACAUCAUACAGUUCCAGGCAACCCCUUGCUCUAAGGAUGUCAAUAAGGAAGUACUGAAUGAUGGUGCAUGCUGGACAAUCAUUGGCACCGAGACUGUAGAAUACACAUUUAGUGAGAGCUUGGCACAACUUCACAUGCCUGUCACUCCUAUUCCCAUCAUCAGCAGCCUUGAGCUGAAUGGAGGAGGUGAUGUAGCAAUGCUAGAAGUACAAGGAGAGAACUUCAGCCCAAAUUUGAAAGUGUGGUUUGGUGAUGUGGAGGCAGAAACUAUGUACAGAAAUCCCAAAUCGGUGAUCUGUGUGGUGCCUGAUAUCUGUGCAUACAGCAGUGAAUGGCGUUGGCUCCGACAGCCUAUCACGGUUCCCCUCUCUCUGAUAAGAAGUGACGGAAUCAUCUUCUCCAGCACCUUCACUUUCACCUACACCCCAGAACAGGGCUGCCUUCCCAGGCAGGCAGUGAUCCGAGAGAUCCCAGAGGAAUCUGACAACUUCCUGAACACCAUCCAUCAGGAGUUCACUCGCACCAAUUUCCACCUCUUCAUGCAGAGUUAAGAGCCUGCGAAACACCAGUCCUCUACUGCCCAUGUGCUAAUAUCCACCAGGAUCCGUUCACCUCUGUGAAUGCUGAUUUACAAAGGCUCCCGGUUUAGCUAUCCUAGAUUUAAACAUUCUCGUCAUUGUUUGGGUUUUAAUCUGGAGUCUUGUGACUCCAAUCUCUCCUCAUUCACCUUUACUUUUCCAGGUUACAGUGGGAAUAACCAGCUUUCAGUGGGGGAAACUCAAGGGAAGCAAUCAAAUCAAUGAAUUCUUAUGAAACAAAUGCAA
This is a messenger RNA of Chiloscyllium plagiosum (whitespotted bambooshark), 2026 nucleotides long. The record is from RefSeq and is a predicted model, not a curated record. Lineage: Eukaryota; Metazoa; Chordata; Chondrichthyes; Orectolobiformes; Hemiscylliidae.